AUGUCUUACUUGUGUCUAGGGCCAAUGAGUGCGGGAAAAACGCUGCUGCUCACCUGCUUGCAGAAGCCUGAUUCCGUAAACUUCACGUCCCAUUCCGUACCGAGCGUGGGAACCAACUUGUACACCAUCAAGAUACCACCGAUCGUGAUAGACGAAAAGGAUGUUAAUCAAAAGAUUCCGCCACCGGGAAAACGUAAAGAGUUGGUGCAGGUGCGUGAGGUUGGUGGUUGUCUUGCACCGAUUUGGCGGGACUAUUUGGUCAAUCAUGUGGAAAAGCUAAUCUACGUGGUGGAUACCUCAAACCUGUGUCAAAUUUCAGCCGCUGGUGUUCUUUUGUACUCGAUGCUGGCCGAGCCAAGGUUGCAAAGGACGAAAUUUUUGCUCGUUCUUUCCAAAAUGGACCUUGCAUACCGGCAGAUGCGUAACGAGGCGCUGCUUAUGCUGCAAAUGGAAAAGUUUCAAAAACAAAUUCCUCAGCAUAUCACGAUCAUACAGUUCAGUGCUAUUACGAAAGAAGGAAUCGACGAAGUAUACGAUUGGUUGGCAAUGAAUUAA
Anopheles marshallii is the source of this 555-nucleotide messenger RNA. RefSeq names its product ADP-ribosylation factor-like protein 16. Bases 1 to 555 code for a protein of 184 amino acids. The transcript has 2 exons. Lineage: Eukaryota; Metazoa; Arthropoda; Insecta; Diptera; Culicidae. The record is from RefSeq and is a predicted model, not a curated record. Gene Ontology annotation, molecular function: GTP binding; GTPase activity.